Molecule: messenger RNA, 915 nt
Organism: Closterium sp. Yama58-4
Lineage: Eukaryota; Viridiplantae; Streptophyta; Zygnematophyceae; Desmidiales; Closteriaceae
Source: the annotation of a GenBank genome assembly
AUGCGCGAAACGGAUUUGGCAGUAACAACAGGGCACUCUAGACGGGAAGGGUACAAGCUAAUGGGAAGAGAUCUCCACCCUUCCGUAGCCAUGGCUCGUAAGCGCAAGACAGUAGCAGACAUUGCGACCGAGUGCCCGGGGGAUCUCAACGAGAUCCCGGUUGCAUCCUCGCGCGUCGUCGACGAUAACGCGUAUGGUAACGACGACGACGACAGCGAUUUCAACGAGUACGCCGAGGGCACCGAUGAUGAGGCGGACUCGGGAGAGGAGGAGGACAAGGGUAUGUUCGAAUCGGAGGACGAAGCCGAUGGUGACGACACCGAGGGAGACGACGAUGAGGCCCCAGAGGAAACGCAGCCCGAGGCUCCGACUACUCGCCUCGGCUGUACAAAGCCUGCUUCAGCCGUCAACACCACCGCCAAGGGUGGCGAACCAACUCGCCGUGCUUCGAAGACCCGCAACCACAUCCCGGUGAAGUGUAGCGUCUGGUCGCAGCUUGAGAACACAAUCUUCGUGGCCUUGCGCAACCUCGUUUGCAUCUACAAGCAGCUCAAGCAGGGGGAGAAGGCGUCUGGCAAGGGUGCGGUGGCGAAUCCACCCUGGUUUUCGUACAUGGAGCUCUUCCAGAACAACCGGGUCGUCGCCAACCCGCAUGCCGUGGACGGCGGCGGUGCGACACAUGUGAAUGUGCUGGCCAGGUUCGCAGUGCCGUGUACGUCCGCUCCGUACACGUCUACUCCAAUGUUCACGGCUCCGCCGACACGCAAUGACGUCCCCGCAAAUGCUGACACCCAGCCCGCUAUGAACACCGCCGAAGGCGGCGACGACGGAUGGUUCCGUCGCACGCAGUCUGGUAACGCCGCUGCCAACUCGGAUGCGGACGAGGACGUGUGGGUUCGCGGUGACGCCGAGUAA